Nicotiana tabacum (common tobacco) is the source of this 1775-nucleotide messenger RNA. The record is from RefSeq and is a predicted model, not a curated record. NCBI's taxonomy places the organism in Eukaryota, Viridiplantae, Streptophyta, Magnoliopsida, Solanales, Solanaceae.
CAGUAGUGGUGGAGUUAUUUGUCAAACGUAGGACUCGCACGAACAACAAACAUAAACCUUAGUUAAAUCGACGGCUACUACUGAACCAAACUCCUAAAACCUCACCGCCGUCUUCCCCAAUGUCGACAGAAACCCUAAACCCCAAAAUCAACGGCGAGGAUUUAACAGAGCAACUCCAUUCCCCGGAAACCUCCACCAAUCCAACGGUUGAAAUUGCACCAACGGAAAAGCGAAAGCGAGAAGAAACAGAAACAGAAACGGAGCAACAACAGCAACAGCCAAACCCGUUAUGGAAAACGAGUCUUUGCUCUUACUUCCGAAGAAACGAUAACUCAUGCAGCCACGGUGAUACCUGCCGUUAUGCCCAUGGUGAGUCGGAGCUCCGUCCCCGACCCGAUAAUACAUGGGACCCGACUUCUGAGCGGGCGAAAAAGAUAGCUAAGAAGGAUGAUGGUGGCGAUAAGGCAGAGAAUAAAGAAGAAGAGAAGUGUCAUGACGUCAUGAUGACGGAAGCGGUAGACGAUGAGGAGGAAUGUAGUUCGUCGGGUACUGGGUUGUCAAAGUGCCUGGUUAAUCUUCCUAUGAAGUGGAGUUCGGAUAAUUUAAGGUGUUUCCUUAAGCAGCAUGAUGUUACUUUUAAAUCAGCAAAAAAGAAGAAAGGCAUGGUUGUAGGAUUUGUUACUUUUGAAAAUGCAGAACAAGUGAAGAGUGCUCUGAAGGAGUUGAAUGGAAAGCUUGUUGGAAACAAGAAUUUGAAGGUUGGAGAUGUCAUUCCGCGGCCAUUUGAGAGAAAAGGUAAUUCGGCAAUAUCUUCAUCUCCGGCCAGUCAACAAGGUGAAAAGCAAACCCCAACUGGGGACAGUUUGGAUUCGAAUAAAAUAUCAGAUGAAACUGAGGCUGAGGACCCACUGUUCAGUGAUUCAGUUUUGAAGGGUAGGAGUGUUCGUGAUGUGGUGACUCCUCUUGCUAAUAUACCAUACGCUGAUCAGCUGGAGCAGAAGAAGAGCUCUUUGAUGCAAACUCUCAAAAAACUUACUCGAAAUGCACGUAAAGCCUGUCCAAAUGGUGUUUCACUUCCAGAAUGGAUUCUCAAAUCUAGGGACAUAGGUGGUCAACCAUGCAAACUGGAGGGCAUAAUUGACUCGCCACUUAUUGAGGGAUAUCGUAACAAGUGUGAGUUUUCUGUUGGAUACUCUGUACUAGGGAAGCCAACUGUGGGGUUUCUGCUUGGAAAUUUCAGGGAGGGUGUGACAGCUGUUGAGGAACCUGUGAACUGCCCAAAUGUUUCUAGAAUUUCUUGUAAAUAUGCUGCUAUCUUUCAAGAAUUUUUACAAAAGUCAACCCUACCUAUUUGGAAUAGAUUGAAUAAUACUGGAUUCUGGAGGCAACUUACUGUUCGAGAAGGUCGCAUGCCUGGUAAUAAUGUAGAGGUUGAAAAUCCCGAUGCAAGUAUUUCAGAGGUUAUGCUCAUUGUUCAGGUUUGCACUCUGGCGCUGGAUGAUGCAGUAGUUAAUGAUGAAUUCCAAAGUAUGGCCAAAGCAUUUGCUAUUGGAGCUUCUAGUGCAUCACCAACAUUACCUCUUACUGUCCUGGUAGUUCAGGAUCACACUGGUAUAUCUAAUGUAGCGCCGGCAGAUGCUUCUCUGCGCGUCCUUCCGUUUCCCAAAGGGGAAAGAUAUUCUGAACUGCAAGCAGAUAAUACAGUUGCUGAAGCAAAAAUUCACGAUUUUAUAAAUGGACUUAAGUUUUGUAUUUCACCCACAGCCUUCUUUCAG